Molecule: messenger RNA, 2225 nt
Organism: Bursaphelenchus okinawaensis
Lineage: Eukaryota; Metazoa; Nematoda; Chromadorea; Rhabditida; Aphelenchoididae
Source: the annotation of a GenBank genome assembly
AUGGUUUUUGAUAAACCCGUAAGUUUGUGACAUUUCGUUCUUUUAUUGAUUGUUUGUAGUUAAAAUACGUUCAGAAACUAUAGUAAGAUUUCAAAAACUCGAAUAAAUGGAAAUUUUGAGCUUUUAAAUUGUUAAACUUGAUUUUACAAUAAUAAUCUUUGUUAAUUUAAAAAAGUUUUCUUCGUAUUUUAGGUAAUAUUUCUUCAUUUCCAGAUCUAAUCCGACUUGUUUCAGGUAAAAGAGAUAGUAUGUGUUGGUGCCGGUUAUGUUGGAGGUCCAACAUGUGCGAUGAUUGCUCACAAAUGCUCGAAUAUCAAUGUUACUGUGGUGGAUAUGAACGCGGACAAGAUUGCUGAAUGGAAUUCUGAUAAACUACCGAUCUUUGAGCCUGGGCUAGAAGAAAUUGUGAAGGCUGCGAGAGGGAAGAAUCUGUUCUUCUCGGCUGACAUUCCAGCUUGUAUCAAGAAGGCGGAUUUGAUCUUCAUCUCGGUUAAUACUCCUACAAAAACGUGAGUUUGGCUUGUUUUAGGUAAAAAGGUCUUUAUAAAGAAGUGUUUUUACAUUAUUUAGCUAAAAGAAGUAGUAUAUUUUCUUGAAAAUAUGAUUUUUUUUCUAUUUUGGACCAGCUUGAGCUGUAUUUCUGAUUUUUAACUGAUCCUUUCUAUAAAUAUAUUGUUGUAGGUAUGGACGAGGAAAUGGAAUGGCUCCAGACCUAAAAUACGUCGAAUCGGUCGCACGGACGAUUGCUGAACAUGCUGAAAGUGAGAAGAUUGUUGUGGAAAAGUCAACUGUACCAGUGAAAGCGGCCGAGAGUAUUACAUUCAUCUUGAAGGAAGCUCAAAGCUAUAAACAAAAUGUCAAAUUUCAAGUGAGGUUUCAAGUUUUUCAAUGAAUUUUUUACUUUUUAUUAUGUUUUUUGAGGUAAUAUAACGUAUUUUCUUGCUUUUUUAUGUCAAUGUGGUUGUAGAAUAGGUAAAAAAUGAAAGGUUAAGAUAAAAGUUUGACUUGAAGUCUUGUCUUGAAGAAUAUUUUUAAAAAUUUUUCGAAGAUAAUAUAGAGUUUGAAGCUCAAUAUCGUUUUUAAAGGAUAAUAUAAGCCCUUUCAGGUCCUUUCCAACCCGGAAUUUUUGGCUGAAGGUACCGCAAUGACAGACUUGGCCAAUCCAGAUCGUGUCCUCAUCGGAGGAGAGAAAAGUCCCGAAGGUGAAGCUGCUGUCCAAAGACUCGUAGAAGUCUAUAGUAACUGGGUAUCAAAGGAACGUAUCAUUACGACCAACACCUGGUCUUCAGAGUUGUCAAAGCUGGCUGCUAACGCCUUUUUGGCUCAGAGAAUCUCUUCGAUCAACUCGAUUUCAGCCAUUUGUGAAGCGACUGGAGCUGAGAUCAGUGAAGUCGCUCAUGCUAUUGGGAAGGAUACUCGAAUUGGGGCCAAAUUCUUGCAGGCUAGUGUUGGUGGGUUUGUUUUUGUUAUAGAUCAUCAGAUGAAUAUUGUUAUAGACUAUCAGACAUUAAAAAUUGAUUUUAAUUUUUAAAAAAACUGUUUAUAUAUUGUAGUAGAUGUAACUAAUAAACACCUUAUUUUAGGCUUCGGAGGCUCAUGCUUCAAGAAAGACGUCCUUUCUCUUGUGUAUCUGUGCGAAUCUCUGAAUUUGAAGCACUGUGCCGACUACUGGAACGCUGUCGUCCAAAUGAAUGAAUGGCAACGUCGUCGCUUCUCGGACAAGAUUGUUCUGGAGCUUUUUAACACUGUAGCCGAGAAGAAGAUUACUUUCUUCGGAUUUGCUUUUAAAAAGAACACUGGAGACACCAGAGAAUCGUCAGCUAUCAGCGUAGCCAAGCAUCUGUUGGAUGAGAAGGCCAAGUUGACCAUUUAUGAUCCAAAAGUCACUGAACAACAAAUGAGAAACGAUUUGUUGAUGGUUACCAGCAAGGAUAAGGGUAAGAUAAUACAAGUUCAACCUAUGAUAACAUCAUCUUUUAGUCGAUUCUGUUGAAUAUUCGACUGAUCCCUACAAAGCAGCUGAAGAAUCGCACGCUAUUGUGAUCUUGACCGAGUGGGACGAGUUCAAAACAUACGACUAUGAACGUCUGUUUGCUUCGAUGAAGAAGCCAGCCAGUGUCUUCGACGGUCGACUUCUGUUGGAUCAACACAAGUUGAAGUCGAUUGGAUUCAGAGUGUUCACGAUCGGAAGCAUGCCAACUCAGGCUUACAAGUUGUUUGAUUAG